This is a messenger RNA of Porites lobata, 902 nucleotides long. Lineage: Eukaryota; Metazoa; Cnidaria; Anthozoa; Scleractinia; Poritidae. The record is from the annotation of a GenBank genome assembly.
AUGGAAGCGGCACUGUGGAAAUACCCCACCACCUAUACGCAGAGUAUGAAGACGGUAUUGGUGCAGGAAAUGGUCAGGAUUAACAGGCUAACGAGAAGUCGUGCGAUCUUCGCUUAUGAACAUACAGAAAGCUGUUAAGGUCAGAUAAAUUUAAUAGCUAUUUUAUAGAGUUCUUGUUUGAAGUUUUGACUAAACGUGAAGUAGAAUCUUUAUUCCUUUACAGUCUCUAAGGCAGACUGUGGCCACUGCGACGGGAAGUGUCUGCGCGCCUUAUAGAGAGUCAGAGAAAAUGACUGAAAAUGACUUACUCUAGGUGUCCAAUGCAUAGAGGGUCAAAUAAGACAGGGACUAACUCGUGAUGUCUGUUUAAAGAUAGUUGACUGUAUUACUGGACCCUUUCGAAGUUGUCGCUGACUGAAAACAGUAAAUACAGUUUCCCCUAAGGGGGAAGUAGUACGUCAGGCAACCUCCGUUAUUUCAAAUCAUGUUGCGUUCAUCUGUGUGCGAUAUUGGACGAUAUGUUGCACACUGCACUUGUGUCUAGGAAAUGUACCCGAGACAUAUUACCGUUUCCUCUUACCCCUCCCUGCCGGGUAUAUAUUUUGCUCCUUUUUCUAUGGGUUAGGCAACUUACAGGAUGUUGUUUUCGCUGCGUGUUUAGGAAUGGGACUCACUAAGACGGUUUACCCGACCUUUUAUAUGAUCCCAGGGCCUGGUUGGUAUGCCCUCUGAACUAGAGAAGGUGACUGGCGGCAUCCUUAAAGGCAAAAUCCCUGGUCUGUGGAUGAAGAAGUCUUGCCCAUCUCUUAAACCACUCGGCAGUUACGUCAAUGAUCUGAUUGCUCGCCUCAAGUUUCUUCAAGAGUGGUAAUAUGGGUUUUUCUUCACUCAGGCCUUCUUAA